GUGGACACUUCGGAAGAAGCCACACUGAGAUAAUCUGGACUUCCAGGAUAAAAACAUGAGAAGAAAAGCUCCUCAUUCCCCAUAAUCUGCUAGUGGGAUUAAUGUAUAAGCCACGAAUGGAGGAGGACACCAUGACUACCGCAAUGAUCAGCAAACUUGAUGAAAAUGGAACCUACUCUGCACUUCUCAGGCAAACUAAGGAAUGCCAUGUGGAUUCUGAGUUCAGAUAUCUACUGUUUACCAUCUACUACAGCAUCAUUUUCAUUCUGGGCUUUGUAGCGAACACCUAUGUGCUGUGGCUUUUCACUCGGCUUUACGCUAAGAAGAAAUUAAAUGAAAUAAAAAUAUUCAUAGUCAACUUAACAACUGCUGACUUGCUUUUCCUGGUUACAUUGCCAACAUGGAUUGUUUACUACAACAACAAAGGGAAUUGGAUCAUGCCCAGUUUUCUGUGUAAUAUAGCUGGCUACUUAUUUUUCGUCAAUACGUACUGCUCUGUGGCAUUCCUGGGAGUAAUAACAUACAAUCGUUACCAAGCCGUCACAAAGCCCAUUUCAACCGUUCAAUCCAGCACACGAAGAAGAGGAAUUUAUGUUACAUUGGCUAUCUGGGUCCUAAUAGGUGUUCCUUCCAUCUAUUUUUUAGUUGAUAAUGGCACAACCGCUGAGGGGCACCUGACUCGGUGUUUUGAGCGCUAUGACACCAGCGGUAAUACAACUCCUAUUCUUGCCUUCCAUGUGGUUAUUUGUAUUUGUUUCUUUGUUGCUUUCCUGCUUGUCUUGGUAUGCAAUGCUUUCAUUAUCCGGACAUUGAUGUCAAAAUCACUGCAAAGUCGGAGGAGCGCCCGUGUCAGGCAACGGGCCCUUUGGCUAGUGACCACAGUUCUGACUGUCUUCAUUCUCUGUUUUGUGCCUCACCACUUGGUGGAUCUACCUUGGACUUUGAUGGUUCUGAAGAAGUGGGACAUAAGCUGCCAAAGGCAAAAAAUAUUAAAUGAUAUCCACCAGGUUACCCUUGUUCUUCUGGGUGCCAACUGUGUCUUGGAUCCUAUCAUUUAUUGUUUUCUCACAAAAAAAUUCAGGAAACAUCUUUCUGAAAAUUUGAAAAACAUAAAAGACAGUCGAAAAUGUUCCAGGCAAACAACUGACACUGUAAUGGAGGGGAUGGUACAAUUAGACAAUUGUUUGCCUGCAUCCCCCAAACCUUAAAAGUAUUUUGAAUGCAACGUGCAGGAAGGUAUUUCUGGAACAGCAAAAAAAUGCCAAAGAACAUACAUUUGGUUAUAAUUUGCAUAUGUUAAAGGACAAGCAUAUACUGCAUAUAAAUUAGGGAAUACAAUAUGUUUCCUUACAAAGAGCAAAGAUUAUAAUCGGGAGCUUUGUGUGUCUCUUUGAUUUGCUGCCCAGAUGUCCAGCUUCUGGGAGUCUACUUUUCAUACUUAAGGAAAUGGACUGAACAUCUACACUGGCAGACCUUCUGAUUGAAAAUUGUAAAGCGGAAUGAAAUGGUGACUUUCUUACAGAAGAGCAAGAUUUACUUUUCAGUAUCAAGUAAAAGCUAAUGACUAGCAAGGCUUCUUGGCAAUUUAGGGUUGCAACUCUUGUCUAAAAACAGUAAGAGCUGGAGGCCACGUAACACAAAGGCAAGAACUCUGAAAGGAGACACCAUAUCUCAAAGGAGACGACUUUGGGUAUUUGGGAAAUAAUGUGUGAAUCUCUUAUUUGAAAGCUGGAUAAGACAUUGUUGCAGUUGUGAUGCAAUAUAUAUUUGAUAAUCAGUAUUUUUUUUCAUCCUGAGAUACUUCUAAACUAUAGGAUUCCUUUCCAUCAAACAUUCUGUUCUCAUGGAUAUACUCUUUCUUUUGCUCUUUUGCCAUUCCUUCCUAUCAAGAAAGGCUGAGAGAUACAAACCAAAACUUACAGACUACUUAACACUCAGGGGUUAGUCAAGAAUCCACCUGUAGAUUUAGAAGUUGAGAUAGGAAACAAGACGACCUAUCUUGAAACAAGCCUG
Molecule: messenger RNA, 2013 nt
Organism: Thamnophis elegans (Western terrestrial garter snake)
Lineage: Eukaryota; Metazoa; Chordata; Lepidosauria; Squamata; Natricidae
Gene: PTAFR
Product: platelet activating factor receptor
Exons: 2
Coding region: 102-1208 (368 amino acids)
Biological process (GO): chemotaxis; G protein-coupled receptor signaling pathway
Cellular component (GO): membrane
Molecular function (GO): G protein-coupled purinergic nucleotide receptor activity; platelet activating factor receptor activity
Source: RefSeq, a predicted model, not a curated record